Molecule: messenger RNA, 1038 nt
Organism: Trichechus manatus latirostris (Florida manatee)
Lineage: Eukaryota; Metazoa; Chordata; Mammalia; Sirenia; Trichechidae
Gene: CCDC196
Product: coiled-coil domain containing 196
Exons: 10
Coding region: 148-1038 (296 amino acids)
Source: RefSeq, a predicted model, not a curated record
ACCUCAGGCUGUAGCUAAAAUCAGUCCAAUGCAUCAGGGGUUUCAAGAACAGAAGCACAAAAAUGAUGACUUAACUGCACAGGAAAAGAAGGCACAUGUAUUUUAAGAAGACCUCUUUAUUCUUAAAGUAGAAGUUCCCCCUUCAAGAUGAUGAAUGGUACAAACUCUUCAGGAUCAUGCCUGCACUCAAAAACUAGAAGUUCUCAAGUAGAUGACAGCUACUUAAAGGAAUUGAAUGAAGACUUAAAGCUAAGAAAGCAGGAACUGCUAGAGAUGCUAAAACCCUUAGAAGAUAAGAACAACCUCUUGUUUCAGAAGUUAAUGUCUAACUUGGAGGAAAAACAAAGAAGUCUGCAGAUCAUGAGGCAAAUCAUGGCAGGAAAGGGUGCUGAUGAAUCCUCAGUAGUGGAGCUCAUCAAGGAAGCAGAAGAGAUGAAGCAGAACCUAGAAAAGAAAAACAAGAUGCUUCGGAAGGAAAUGGAGAUACUAUGGAACAAGACAUUUGAAACAGAAGAACCCACUGAUCAACAAAAAGCACCACAGAUAAAAAGCAAGGUAGAGUUGCAGGAUGGAAAGGCUCCCAAACCCCCCUCAUCAUCUAGGAAGACCAGAAGUGACCAGGAGGCAUCAUGUACAGAGAAAGUGAAGGAGAUAAGGAAGGAAAAGCAACAGAGGAAAAUGGAAUGGGUCAGGUAUCAGGAACAAGCCAACAUCCUUCAGAAUGACUUUCAUGGCAAAGUGAUUGAGCUGAGAAUUAAAGCUUUGAAGAACUAUCAGAAGCCCAAUGACCUGAAAUUAUCACUGUACUUACAGCAGAAUUUUGAGCCAAAGCAAGCAUUCUUAAAUCUUCCUGGAUCCCAAGGUACCAUGGGCAGUGCAACUACGGGAAGAGCAACCACGGGCAAAAACCAACCUAAUGUGAGGAAUCUGGGAUCAAAGAUCAACACAGAACAAGGAGCUAAAAGAAGUCAGUUUGAUGAUGUAGGAGGGAGACUCUUUCUUCUGAGGUCACUGCCAGACGAAGCUCUGAAGGAUUAG